Penicillium cataractarum is the source of this 2727-nucleotide messenger RNA. Its product is annotated as putative JmjC domain protein. The record is from RefSeq and is a predicted model, not a curated record. The transcript has 3 exons. NCBI's taxonomy places the organism in Eukaryota, Fungi, Ascomycota, Eurotiomycetes, Eurotiales, Aspergillaceae. The coding region runs from base 1 to 2727 and encodes 908 amino acids.
AUGUGGACUGAAAUGCGGGUUCAAAAAAUUGGCCGCGAUGGGUCUAAACCCUUUUGGGGAGAUCCACUGAUCGCCUUUGAGAAGUUGGAGUUUGGGACUUUUGGCGGCGAGACGAGCAAGAGAACGCUUUUUCUGGACCUCUUCCUUCUUCCACUUCUCGACAUCCUUCUCUCCUCCUCCUUGCCUCUCUUCCUCUCCGUCAACUUCUUUGGCACUUCCAACUGUUUUUCUCCUCCACGAUCUACCACUCCCGUACCUUUGUGCCUGAAACGACGCGACGCGCCUGCGCCGCUGGAAAUCCGCGCAGGCAGGAGCGGCUUUGCGAAUCUUCAGACCGUCAACUUUCCAGACCUCCAGACCCCCAGACCUUUGGCUAUCCGAUCCUCCAGUCGAACACGAGACUCUUAUCUCUGGGACAUCCCAUUUUUCGGGGCCCUGUCCCGUCGAUCUGCAAGCGUCGCCAUGAUUCAGCGAGCCCGUGCGGUCUUUGAACCGUUUCCCCCAAACCUCGACAUCGAGGACCAUGUCCGAACAACUCCCAGCUUUGAAUUUGCCAAAAGGAUAUCCUGUGACUCUGUCAGUCAGUUUUCACGAGAGGUCCUCGAGUUGUACGUUCUCACCCAUGUGGUGAAGCUGGGACUUCCACUGGUGAUCACAGGGUUUGACAAACACCUGGACAAGAAUUUGUUCUCGGAGAAGUGGCUACGGCAUCAGUAUUCAAACCAAACAUACGAUGCCAGAGACUUGGGUAAAGGGGCGAAUAUGCGCCUCACCCUAGGGCAUUACCUCAAGAACAUGGCAACACUCACUGAUCCCAUUAAUGCCUCUACGUACGCCCGUCAGAGCAUCCAAAGGCUGUAUUUGAAGGACAUUGACUGCCCACAGGAAUGGCACAAAGCUCUGGAGCAGUUGAUUCCUUCAAAUUUUUUCUAUCUUAAUCAGUCACGUUUGGAUGGACCUAGGUUACCCGAGUCCCAGUUCCCCAAUCCCCCUAAGACUCCAAAAGGGGAGGCAGUUGCUCGAUCAGGGGACCUGAUGAGCAGUCUUCCCACGGAGAUGCGUGCAGAGAAUCUCAUGUGCUACAUCGGCCAUGAGGGAACCUACACACCAGCUCACCAGGAAAUGUGCGCCAGUCUGGGGCAGAACCUGAUGGUCGAGGCAUCGGAUGGUUCCCACGAAAAUGGGAAGCCAACUCGACCUGGGUCAUCAAUCUGGUUCAUGACCGGCACUCAGGACCGUCGGAUCGUGUCCGAAUACUGGAUGUCAACUCUGGGUCACAAUCUAGAUCUGGAGGACCACUUUGCCCAGCUCAAUGCCUGGAAAUGUGCGCCCUUCACAACCUAUGUGGUCGAACAAAAGCCAGGAGACCUGAUUCUCGUCCCCCCUCUCGCCGCCCACCAGGUAUGGAACCGUGGGACCCGGACAAUGAAGGUCGCUUGGAACCGGAUUACUGUCGAGACGUUGGAGAUGGCUUUUGAUGAGGCACUGGCAAAUGCACGGAUGAUCUGCCGCGACGAGCAGUACAAGAAUAAGGCUAUUGUCUAUUACGCCCUCGAGCGCUACUCCGGCUUGCUUCGAAGCGCUCCUGAUUCCACCCACCAGGAAGUUCGGAUGCUACAGGAGGACUUCCAUCGCCUCUUUAACAUGUAUACGGACAUCCUCCUUUCAGAGACUUUCUCCAAGAAUUCCCCCUCCAGCAAAGAGGUUGAAUUUGAAAAGUUUGAGAGCAACAUCACAUGCUCGUAUUGCCGUUGCAAUAUUUUCAACCGGUUCUUGACAUGCCCUUGGUGUGUUGGAGAGGGUAACGACACAUACGAUAUUUGUAUGGAUUGUUACGUACUGGGACGGAGCUGUCAAUGCAUCUCCAAGCUCAAGUGGGUUGAGCAGUUUCCCUGGAAACAACUUACCAGCCGGCACGAGACGUGGCGGCAGCAGAUCAUUGCCUUCAAGCGAGAUUAUCUGGAUCCCAAGCCCAAAAAUCCUCCAACCCUGCUGGUUGCCCGAUCCGAGCUAGGCCGAAAGUCUCUGGCUGAGAUCUGCCAGGAACAAAUGCGCCUGCGCCCCUGGGUAGAUCACACCAAGCCCAAGGAGACUAAGGCACCGACCCCGAGUGAUGAUGAGGGGACAGACACAGACUCGCGGGCCCGCAAGAAGAGGAAGUCUAAUGGGAAUAAGACCCCGAGCGGAAAAGCUAGGUGCCAUAUGUGCAAAGCUUCAGAAUGUCUGUGGAAGCUCGCUGCUUGUGAGAAAUGUAACCUACAUUACUGCUAUGGCAGCUUAUUCCGAGCAUUCGACAUGCUCCCUCUGGAUCCCAUGCAACGGCCUCACUGGUUAUGCCCUAAAUGCCGCAAGGUCUGCAACUGCGCAAGCUGCCGAAUGGAUGACGGUAUGACGCCCCACCAGCCAUUUAAUAUCCUGCUGGGCCAUGACACUCGCAAGAUUGCGGAUCCCCGUAGUGUCGAGUCGCUGGUGAAUAUGCGGUUGUCUAAUCUAGCACUCCUGAAAACAUUUGGCGACGAUAACGCGGAACGCCUGGAGCGUUUGCGUUCUGACGAGGAGAAGCGCCGACAGCACGAGCAGGCGGAGAAUGACAUUCAUGUCGGGUUUGACCCGUCACAGAUGGAGCCGCCCAACGGCCCUCCGCCUGUGGUGUAUGAGGAUCAAUUGCCCGGAAUCCCGAUUGACCCAGCGCUGGAACUAGAUGGAUCGUUUAUGAGCCUGGGUUGA